This is a messenger RNA of Rotaria sordida, 480 nucleotides long. The record is from the annotation of a GenBank genome assembly. Lineage: Eukaryota; Metazoa; Rotifera; Eurotatoria; Philodinida; Philodinidae.
AUGCUGUGGUAUGCUCUCGUCGUUACCUUGUUAUUAGUGAUCAGAAAUGGACAAGCAGAAGAAACAAAGAUUAUAGAUGGAAAUGAUGGUAUACGUUCAAUUUCAAGUGGAUUAUCAUAUGGAAAAUGUGGCGGAUAUUGUAGUCAAUCGAUUAAUAUAACAAAAGUUCCGUCUGAAUUAGUCGCAUUGAAAGGACCUAAUGGGGAUCGUGUACAAUAUCCAACUAUUCAACGAAAAUUCUGUUUCAAUUCAGUUGAAUGGCAAGAACUUAUUGCUCUUCUCGACCUAGAAAAAUUUAAAAUGUUAGAUGAGAUUCAAGGAUGUCCUGGUUGUGCAGAUGGUGGUAUAGAAUGGAUUCAAGUUGACUGGUCAAAGGAAAGUAAACGUGUAACAUUCGAAUAUGAAGCAUUAAUCGCUGGUAUUGAAGAACUUAUUAAAUAUUGGCGCGUACUUAGAGAGAAAUAUUUCAAAUAUUUAUGA